AUGGAUGUGGAAUUUGAAGAGGUAGAGGAUAAUUAAUAGAUAAAUUAUAGAGGAUGUUAGAGAAUAGUAAGUUAAGUUUUUUAUAGAAAUCUAAAAUAUUAUGUAUUGUAUCAUAGAAUAUACAGGAUGGUAAAAAAGAUGAUGAGAAUAGAAGAGGGGGAGUAUUGGAGAUGGCAUUUUCAUUAUUUUCUAGAUAGAGUAGAAUUUGAGUUUUUCCAAGGGGUAAUCUGAAUUAAAUAAAAAGAAUUAUUUAGUAUUUUGGAGUGAUAAUGUGAGCAUCAUUAUUGGCACCAUCUGGAUAUUUAUAUCCUAUAAAAUUACCCAGAGGAAACAAGUUAUAAUAAGCUAUUUAAAUUAGAUUUCAUGAAUCAAAAGGUGUUUUAUUAUUAAAUGAUAAUUUGAGUGUUAUCGCAAUAGGAUUAAGAACGAGUAUGGUUAAAUUUAAUCCUAAUUUAAUGAAUGAUGUUAAAUACUCCAAAUUAUCCUAUUUGAUUAUAAUAAAUUUAGAGGUGGAUAUAUUAAUAGAUAAAUAAUAAUAUUAUUAUCAGUAAUAUUAGGUAUAGAUGAUGAUGUAUUCAAGUAAUUUUAAAAAGGUAAUAAAUAUUUGGAAAAGAUUUAGAACAUGUCUGCAAAAGUUUCAGCAAUAUAUAAACCCUUUUUAGUAGAAUGCAUGGAGAAUUAUAGGUGUUACCAUCUAUAAUAGAUAAUAUAAGAUUGAUUAUUAAUUAAAAUUUAGAUUAAAAUAAUAAUAUCUAUAUUAAUAAGUAUUAGAUAGAUUUAAAAGAAGAGGUUUUAUUUAAUUAAGAACGAAAUGCAAUAUUUAAAUAGAUAGUAACUAGAGUUUUAGGUAUAAUUGAUCAUAAUGAUUUACUAAUUGAAGGAGGUAAAAUUAUAACGUAUUUCAUAAUAAUAGAGGUAAUAUGUAUAUUAGAGAUAUUAGAAAAAGUUAGAGCCUUAUCAUGA
Molecule: messenger RNA, 963 nt
Organism: Paramecium sonneborni
Lineage: Eukaryota; Ciliophora; Oligohymenophorea; Peniculida; Parameciidae
Source: the annotation of a GenBank genome assembly